GUAAAACUCGAUGUUCAUUUCCGUUUCCUGAAAUAAUACAGAAAUAGUACUUUAAAAAGUCAUAGUCUACCUCACAUUUCUGCUAUGAUUUAAUUUUCUCUUCUCUAAUCUAAUGGCCCUUUUUGUAUCAGAAAAGAUAUUUCCUUUUUCACUAAUAUGUGAAAUUUAUGUCACCAUCCCAAACUUUACUACAGAACAUUGAAAGAUAACUUAAAACAUUAUUUUUUUUGCCAGUCGUGCUGAACUUGCAUUUGCCAUUUGCACUGCAAAUUGCAGUAUCCGUAGAGCCGUAGAAACGAGUGCACUGUACUUUACUUUACGUCUUUUGGCACUCUGGUCGUAGCGUUACAAAAAUAAAUUCUUGUACUUGUAGGCGGCUGGUUGAUGGCCUAAGUCUACGUAUUAAAAAAACAAGUUUUUAAAUUUGUUAAAUAAUAAACUUAUUUUUCACUCUUGAAUUGUGUAAAUAUGGCUAACAUAAAUACCAACCAAAAUCAUGAAAUGAAAAUUGCUGUGGUCUGUUCAAGUAAUCAAAAUCGAAGUAUGGAAGCCCACAGUUUUUUGAGGUAAAAUUUUUUUUUGAUCUAACCUUUCUAUCUGAAUUUAUUUCCAUUUUUUUAUCCAUUCCUUCCAGUUUCCAUAUUGGUCUCAGGAUGAGCCCUAGGGCUAGGGUCAGGGUCAGGGUACAGGAUUUAAUAUUAUCUUUUAACUAACUACCAUGAGCCUGUGGGAGCAGCUGGGCAUUUCUUUUGUUAUGGCCAUGAGCCGCUGGUAGCGCCAAUGUUUGUAUCAUAGUAAAUAUUACCUAGAUUUAAUUCGGUCACAGCGGGUUUUUCAAUCUGGUAGCUAAUCAGUUAACUUGACCAAUGAUGACCAUUAUAAUUCAACGGCAUUGAUAACUUAAGGGUGGGGGGGGGGGGGGGGGGCAGGGGUGAUUUGUGACAAAUGAAGAUGUUUAUAAGUUAUGUUGUUAUUUAAAUUUUGACAUGUGGGGAGGGGGUGUAAACAAAUAAGCCAAAAUAGCAUAACAUCUUUGUUUUUUAUGAUAGCUGCCAUCCAUAAACAAUGCCACACAUUUAGGGUGGUUGAGUUUUGUGAUAAAUUUAUAAAUCUUUUUCCCUUGUGACAAAUUUGUGAUCAUUGGUGGGUGUGGGUUGUAAAAAAUCUGCUAAAAAUACCCAGACAUCAUUAAUGGAUGGUUUCCUUAAUUCAGACGUGUGAGCCUGCAAUUUAUAACAGUUUUGAAGAAAUUUUUUGUAAAUAAUAAUAAAUUAUAAUUAAUAAGACAUUUUCGCUUAGCCCUAUCCCCAAUACUCUACAAAGUUAAAGGAAGUAAUUUUCUAAAAUAUCAAUAAACAUUUUCUGUAGUGACUCAUAAAGCUUGGACACAUAAAUUAUUAUAAACUACCCUUAAUAUUUUCUUAUUUACAGGUACCGGUACAGCUUUCAUAGCAAUUUUCCCCCAGCACUUAUUUGAAACCCCCAUAUCUAUAGUUUAUGUCAGCUAGUAAGAAAUGUGUUAAAACUAAGGUUAAGCAAUAUAGUUUAAUAAUAAUGACAUUUAUUAGAGAUUAAAAAUUCCAUAAUUGUCAUACAAUUAUAUUCUAGACACAUAAAAAAAACGAAGUGUCUACACGUCUGGCGCGCCGGACAAAUAGUGCGCGAGAUAUACGUCCGGCGGCAUGUCACGUGACCGCCGGACGGCUAGUAGUUUUUAUUAUUCCGAACGAAAUUCAAUUUGGGAGAUAUUGUGUGGUCUUGUGGUAGAGUGGUCGCUUGGCGUUAUUAUGAUUUGAGGAUCAAUACCUGGUGUAGGAUCGUUUUUUUUUCCCCCAUUUUAAUUAAAAAUAUUUUAUACUAUAUUUAUAUUAUCAUGUUCGUUCAGCAGCAACAGUAGUUUCAUGAGAAAUUUAAAAAUAUUUUGUAGCAAUUUAAACAAUUUAAAAUGAAAUCUUUUACUUUUAUUGGUUGCCUACUCCAAACUGGCCCCUAAUUUAUUUUAUGGAUUACUUGUACACAAACUCAAAUAACAAACUAAACAAAAAUGUUUACAAGCCACUUUCGCUUAAGUUUUUCUCUAUUAUUUGCAUUCAAGAUACUCAGUACAUUACUUGGUAGAGAAAUAGAUUUUAAAAUUAACUAUAGUUUUCAAUCAUUCGCAGUCACGUGACAAGGCUGACCGACAAGAUAUCUCUCGUCACUUUGUUACGGCGGUCAUGUGACUUAGUCGCCCUACAAAGAUAUGCGGGAGAUAUACGUCCGGCGCGCCAGACGUGUAGACACUGCCUAAAAAAAAAUAAUUUAAUAUCUUUUAUUUUCAGCAAAAAAGGGUUUUGUGUUAAGUCAUUUGGAACUGGCAACAUGGUAAAACUCCCAGGACCAGCACCAGAUAAACCAAACAUUUAUGAUUUCAGCAUUACUUAUGAUGCAAUGUACAGGGAUUUAAUGGAGAAAGACACUGAAUUGUAUCCUUAUGUUUUUAAUAAUUGGACUUUUUAAGCUAGAUCAUGGAAAUGACACAUGGCAGUAGUCUAUGGCAGUGAACAUAAAAAGAGUUGAGUGCAAUGGCAGAUACACAAACAAACAAUUUAUAAGCAGCUUAAAAACUGUAUCAAGAGCUCAGAAAAGGCAGGUGUAUAAAUAACUCCAUAAUUCCAGAGGCUAAACAAUUUUAAGACUCAUCAUCACAGCACCUGAAAAUAUUAAUCUGCAUCCCGAAUUUUCUUGUUUUUAAGCCUGUGCUGGUGACUGUUAGUGGUGUCUCUCCCCCCCCCCCCCCCCACAUUAUCUUCAUUUUNCCAUAAUUCAAUUCUUUUGUGGAGAACAAAGGGCAUGUUAGUGGACUUUAUGGACAUGCCACAUGACUUUGUGGCAGCAGAGCAGGGUGCAAAGUAUGGAAGGGCAGCAGAGCAGGGUGCAAAGUAUGGAAGGGCAGUAGAGCAGGGUGCAAAGUAUGGAAGGGCAGCAGAGCAGGGUGAAAAGUAUGGAAGGGCAGCAGAGCAGGGUGCAAAGUAUGGAAGGGCAGUUUGUAGUUUAAUGUGAAAAGUUCGCUGCUCAGCCCUGGAUCAAGAAAUAAUUUUCAUUCUAAUUGUUCCGUGUUAUAAGGAACAUCUAAAAUAAAUAAUUGCAAGUGUGUGUGUUGGUAUAAUCCUUAAAAAAGUUUUUCAGAUAUACACAGAAUGGAAUUCUGUAUAUGUUGGACAGAAACAGACGAAUUAAACCCAACCCAGAAAGAUUUCAGCUGUCGAAAGAACGCUUUGAUUUGAUCAUCACAUGUGAGGAGAGAGUCUAUGAUCAAGUUUUGGAAGGUAGGAAUCAAAGUUGAUUUAGCCUCUUUACUUUUUUUACAAGUUUAAUCCAUGUCACCCAAAUAUUAAUUAUGUUUUGGUGAGAUUGAAAAACUUAAGCCCUUAGCCUUAACACCUUAUAUCGACACAGCACAGAGUAAAUGAAAAACCUUAAAAUAAUGAUAAAGCUUAUUUGAAAAUCACGCUUCAUCCCCAAAGGCUCGAAGCGCGGUUCAAAGUCAUCAAUAUUAAAAAAUAAAUGAAAAAAUCUAUAUUUUACCACAUUGAAAUACAAAACGCAACAUUACUAAAACUACAUACGAAAAUACCCAUUCUAAGUCUUUCAUCCCUUGCAACCAAAAACAACAAAGGCCACUUUACAUUUUCCCAUGAAAUAUAAGUCUACAAGAGUGCAAACGCAAUAACUUUGUCAAAUCGGAUGAUAUUGAUACCUCUUAAUUUAAGAUUAAUUUAUAUACAGAAUCUGUAUUAUUACUGAUAGUAUAACUCACUGAUAAAUUAGCCUUAAUUCCAUCUAAAUUGUCAAAUUCAUCAUCCGAGUUGAUUUUAUAAAAAAUUGCCAUUGACUGGUGUAAACAGGUCAAAGUUUGACAAAAAUCAGAGCAAGCAAUUUUUUUUAUUUUGAAAAUUGUAGUUUAUCCACUUAGGACGAUAUAAACUUUAUUAUGAGUAAUAGACCAGCCGUAAUAAUUAUAUUUAAAUAAUUUUAACAGAUUUUGAAAACAGAGAAAGGAACGAUGAACAAGCUGUUCAUAUAAUUAAUAUAGACAUUCAGGAUAACCAUGAAGAGGCAACUAUUGGUGCAUUUAUGAUUUGUGAACUUGUUACGAUGGUAAGUCAGCUCUUUAAUCCAAACAGAGAAGUCACUACAAACUAUAGUCUGCUAGUCAUACAAAUAACUUUUUGUCGUCCAUACCAUAUAUAUAUACUCAGUGGAUUCUUCUUUUUUGGGACCCAACAACUAAAGUUCCCUGCUAAUUUUUUUUUUUUUUUAAAGAAUGCACACAAACAAAAGAACCCUAUUAAUAUUAUGAAACACAAAGCCAAAAGAAAUGGGGCGGGGGUGAAACCUUUAAAAAAAAAUUGAACAUAAAACUUGAUGCUGCUGGAUUGCCUAUUUUCAAAAAUAGCAUUGUAAUCAACAUUAUGCAAGCAGUUCUUUUUGAUUAUGUCUAAACACAUAUAUGUUAUUAUCUGUCCUAGUUAUCCCGCAUCAUGUACCGGUACCAGCAGAGUUAAUAGAUGACACCUUUGUUUUUCAGAACCCACUGUAUAUAAACAUUUAUUUGAGCUGCUGUGUGCAAAUAAGGUUGAACUCAUGAUUUAACGAUAUAAAUAUGAAUGUUUCUCAUACUUGAAAACACUCUUGUCUAUGGUUAAAAUUCCAACACGGGAAGUGGAAGUGAAAUGCAAACUUUCUUAAAUCAUUUAUUGGCUACAUUUAAUUAAUAUUAUCAAUCUAUUUAAUUAAAAUACCUUAAUUUAAGCCAGGCCUGAACAACAUACAGCAUUGCGAUGCGGCCCCCCAAUACCCACUUUGCGGUCCGCAAAGUAGCUAUAUAUUCUUUAUUCUUAUUAUUUUCUUUAUAUCUUUCCACCCUGUCUUAUUUUCUUUUGACCGGCUCAAGUUUUUCAUUAAGUAUUACUACUGUCUUCCUUACAUUUUGAGUUGUGCAGGCCUGAUUUAAAACAUUGAUAAAUAUUUUUAUUAUCUGUUAUUUCAAGUUAAAAUUAUGUGUUUUUUUGUUUGUUUGACCCAUCCAGCUUUAUUCAUCAGAAGAUUUGGACAAUGAAAUUGACGAAAUUCUUCAGGAAUUUGAACAUAAAGUGAACAGGCCCUUGCUGCACACUGUCCAGUUUUACUGAAGCCCAAUGUUAUUGUAAAACUUGUAAAUAAAAAGUUGUUAUAAAAAAUGUUACUGUAACCCAUGAAGCUAUGAAACUGUGAAGUUAUCUGUGCCGGAGUAAGUUCAUUAAAAAUUGCAGUCUUGUAUACAUAUUCUGUAGUCUGGUUGGCAAGGUUGUUACAAUUGGUGCUUCCCCCCGAAGCACGAACAUUUCAAAUGAUCCUGGCCAAAAAUUGUUUUGGGUGGUGAGGGUGCAGACACUGUUUUGUGUGGCCAAUUUUGGUAUCUGGCAAUAAAUAAUAAUAAUAAUAAUCAAAGUAA
Messenger RNA from Lymnaea stagnalis (great pond snail), 5476 nucleotides. The record is from the annotation of a GenBank genome assembly. Lineage: Eukaryota; Metazoa; Mollusca; Gastropoda; Lymnaeidae.